AUCCGCCCCAAACUAGAAUAUGCCGCAGCGAUAUGGGAUCCAUACCAAAAUUACCUUAUGAAAAACUUAGAAGCCAUUCAAAAUAGUGCUGUAAGAUUCGUAUACUCCGACGCCAAAGAUUGGAACGAUCUUCCUGAGAACAUAGUACAGCUCCGGGACUUGGAUAAAUUCAGAGAAGCUCUUAUAGCGUUAGAUCAAUCAUAG
Messenger RNA from Ixodes scapularis (black-legged tick), 204 nucleotides. RefSeq lists its product as uncharacterized. Lineage: Eukaryota; Metazoa; Arthropoda; Arachnida; Ixodida; Ixodidae. The annotation marks the transcript as partial. The transcript is spliced from 2 exons. The record is from RefSeq and is a predicted model, not a curated record.